Brassica napus (rape) is the source of this 1162-nucleotide messenger RNA. RefSeq names its product protein TRANSPARENT TESTA 16-like. Gene Ontology annotation, molecular function: DNA-binding transcription factor activity, RNA polymerase II-specific; protein dimerization activity; RNA polymerase II cis-regulatory region sequence-specific DNA binding. Gene Ontology annotation, cellular component: nucleus. The transcript is spliced from 7 exons. NCBI's taxonomy places the organism in Eukaryota, Viridiplantae, Streptophyta, Magnoliopsida, Brassicales, Brassicaceae. Gene Ontology annotation, biological process: positive regulation of transcription by RNA polymerase II. The record is from RefSeq and is a predicted model, not a curated record. Bases 251 to 979 code for a protein of 242 amino acids.
UGAAACCACACGCUACAUACGUAAUAUAGAGAAAAGAGAAAGUUGAUUAAGCAUAUUCUUCACCAUUAAUCUCAAUCCUCUUUGUGACAAAAAAAAAAAAUCUCUAUCCUCUUUGUGUCAUCCAACCUCAUAUACUAGUGUUUACUGAUCUCAAUUUCCAGAUCCCCAAGAACACAACUCAACAAAAAGGCUCUCUCUUCUCUUUUCUUUUGAGGAAGAGAAAAGGGAAAAUAAGAAAAAGAGGAGAGAGAUGGGAAGAGGGAAGAUAGAGAUAAAGAAGAUAGAGAAUCGGACAGCGAGGCAAGUGACCUUUUCCAAGAGAAGAAGUGGUGUUAUCAAGAAAGCUCAUGAGCUCUCUGUUCUCUGCGAUGCUCACAUCGGUCUCAUCGUCUUCUCCGCCACUGGAAAGCUCUACCAGCACUGCACCGAACCCCUCACGAUGCCUCAGCUCAUUGACCGAUACUUGCAGACCAACGGAUUGCGACUCCCUGAUCCUAAUGACAACCGGGAGGAAUUCUGUCAUGAGAUAGAAGUACUAAGAAGAGAGACAUGUAAGCUUGAGCUCCGUCAGCGUCUAUACCGUGGACAUGGCCUAGCCUCCAUUCCUCCACACGAGCUCGAUGGACUAGAGCAACAGCUCGAACAUUCUGUGCUUAAAAUUCGUCAGCGUAAGAAUGAGUUGAUGCAACAACAGUUGGAGAAUCUAAGCAGAAAGAGGCGGAUGCUAGAAGAUGAUAACAACAAUAUGUACCGUUGGCUUCAUGGGCAUCGUGCCACGACUGAGUUUCAGCAAGGUGGGAUAGAGACCAAACCAGGGGAAUAUCAACAGUUUCUAGAGCAAGUUCAGUUCUAUAAUGAUCAGCAACAACAACCAAACAGUUUUCUUCAGCUUGCUACUCAUCCGUCCGAGAUUGAUCUCAAUUACCAUCUCCACCUUGCUCAGCCUAAUCUUCAAAACGAUCCAAUGGCCAAUAUCUGAUAAGUCCUCGACCAGAUUUACUCUUUCUUUAUGGAGACAAAUAAAUGAACAAUGAAGUAUCGUUUUCUGUCUUUUAUUACCUAUUUUAAUUAGCCAGUGCCUUUCUUCUUUGUGUAUGUUUGUGUUGACAUGGAACGUUUGUUUGAAUUGAGAAGAAUAAUAUGGUCUUGAUUAUAUGAUUAA